Messenger RNA from Penicillium canariense, 627 nucleotides. RefSeq lists its product as uncharacterized. The transcript has 3 exons. The record is from RefSeq and is a predicted model, not a curated record. The coding region runs from base 1 to 627 and encodes 208 amino acids. Lineage: Eukaryota; Fungi; Ascomycota; Eurotiomycetes; Eurotiales; Aspergillaceae.
AUGGAUCCAGACCAUGGGGCUUCACCACCCCCCUUUAUUCGUCGCGCCGCCGCCGACUUCAACGCGCGACAAGAGAAGAAAUCCGGCGCGGCUGCCGAUCGCGGACAAUCGCAGACCCAAGGGUCAGCACAAUCGGGACUUGGGGGUGAGGAUGAGGCGCAGGAGCUACUUUCCCAGGAUGAGCAGGAGGCCGAUGAUGCUCGGAGGAGCAGCGGCAGUCGGCAGCGCCAGGAGACGGAUGGUGCUCGUCAAGCUGCCGGUGAGGAACAGGAGGACAACUUGGACAAUACACCUGCCGCUGCUUGGAUGCAUUCCUCGCCCAAGCAAUCUUGGUUGCGGACGAGGGUCGUUUCGAUCUUUUGGACGGUUGUGAACCUUCUUCGGACGCCGGCGUACUCCAUUCCGCUGGUCAUCAAUCUGACGGGCAGUAUCUGGUUCUUCCUGCUCGUUGGGAAACACGAGCUCUCCCUAACCGUGCCCCUUGCCAACUCAAGUGCAUUCUUGUUCACGGUCCUCGGAGAAUGGUACGUCGAGCGAAAGGUAAUCGCCAAGGAGACGUGGGUGGGCCUAAUCUUGGUGCUUGGUGGGAUUGCGCUGUGCGUGCACUCGAAGAAUCAGAGCGGUUGA